UCUUAAUGCUGAAGAGCUUCUUCUUUUUUUUUCCCCCCUCAUCGUUUUACCUUUUUUUUAGUUUAGUAAAUUACUGCAGUAAGGAAUAUGCCAAGAAGUGCUGCCUUCUCCUGACUUACCAUGGGGCAACAAGCAAGAGUAUGCCCUUGUUGACCUGCUGCUGUGCUCAUAAGAUGCCCCAAGACUGUGAAACUUAACAAAAAAAAAGUGCCACAGCUUACUUAUUGACUUUCUGCCCCAAGCAAUGGGACAGGCUCAGUCUAGCCUCAGACACACAGCAGAGGAGAGGAACUGAGGGAGUCUUGAGGGGGGGUGGACAUACCUGGAGCCCUACCAACACUUUUACAUGGGAUGUCAGGAAACUGUACUGGAAUAGAGCCGUGCUGAUUUGCUGCUAUGACUUGCUUGCGCUGGCAGAGCUGAGUGGCCGGCUGCUAAGUCACUUUGUAUGGGCAGGACACUGCGAGAGGGAGCCGCUGCCCGCGGUGCUGAAGGAGUGCGCCGCUGUCCGUGGUGCUGAAAGAAGGAGCCGCUGUCCGUGGUGCUGAAAGAAGGAGCUGCUGUCCGUGGCGCUGAAUGAGUGAGCCGCUCGCUGUCCGCGGUGCUGAAGUAAAGAGGCGCUGUCCGUGGUGCUGAAAGCUCCUUCACUGUCUGACUCCGCUCUCCAAGAAGGGACGUCUAUUGGGAUCCGCGCUUCAGCACUUUCCCCGCUGGACAGCAACCCACCACCGCGCCGACAGCAUGUGCAGCCUCAGCGCGCUGGGCAUCUACCUAUGGGAGACCCUUGUAUUCUUCAGCCUCGCAGCCUCCAAAGAGGUGGGGGCCUCCGUCCGUUCCAAUCCCAAGCAAAUGUCACCAUCUGAUUUCUUGGACAAGUUGAUGGGAAAAAUUUCUGGAUAUGAUGCCCGAAUUCGCCCUAACUUCAAAGGUCCUGCGGUAAAUGUCAGCUGCAACAUCUUCAUAAACAGCUUUGGCUCUAUUGCAGAAACCACCAUGGAUUACAGGCUGAAUAUUUUUCUGCGUCAACAAUGGAAUGACCCCCGUCUGGCUUACAGUGAAUAUCCUGAUGACUCCCUGGAUUUGGAUCCCUCUAUGUUGGACUCCAUCUGGAAGCCUGAUCUGUUUUUUGCCAAUGAGAAAGGGGCAAAUUUUCAUGAAAUCACCACUGACAACAAGCUGCUAAGAAUCUUCAAAAAUGGCAAUGUUCUGUACAGCAUUCGGUUGACUUUGACUUUGGCGUGUCCCAUGGAUCUGAAAAACUUUCCAAUGGAUGUUCAAACGUGCAUCAUGCAACUAGAAAGCUUUGGUUAUACAAUGAAUGAUCUGAUCUUCGAGUGGGAAGAAGUGGGCGCUGUGCAGGUGGCAGACGGUCUUACCCUGCCACAGUUUAUUAUGAAAGAAGAGAAGGAUCUACGGUACUGCACCAAACACUAUAGUACUGGUAAAUUCACUUGCAUUGAAGCUCGCUUCCACUUGGAGAGACAGAUGGGUUACUAUCUCAUUCAGAUGUACAUUCCGAGCCUGCUAAUUGUCAUUCUGUCCUGGGUGUCUUUCUGGAUCAACAUGGAUGCUGCACCUGCCAGAGUUGGCCUUGGCAUCACCACUGUGCUGACCAUGACCACUCAGAGCUCUGGAUCUCGAGCAUCUCUUCCUAAGGUAUCCUAUGUGAAAGCUAUUGAUAUCUGGAUGGCAGUGUGCUUGCUCUUUGUCUUUUCUGCCCUGUUGGAGUACGCCGCUGUCAACUUUGUCUCACGACAGCACAAGGAGCUUCUACGUUUUAGGAGGAGGCGACGACACCACAAGGAGGAUGACACCGGUGAAGGGCGCUUCAGCUUUGCCGCCUAUGGAAUGGGCCCUGCAUGUCUCCAGGCCAAAGAUGGGAUCUCUGUAAAGGGGAACAACAACAACAACCCCACCAGUUCCGCACCCACUGGUCCGAAAACUAAAACUGAUGAUGAGAUGCGCAAGCUUUUUAUCGCCCGGGCCAAAAAAAUCGACAAGUUUUCCAGGAUCGGUUUUCCUUUGGUUUUUCUUAUAUUCAAUACUUUCUACUGGAUCAUCUACAAGAUUGUGCGUAGCGAGGAUGUUCACAAGCAGUGAAAGUGAAGCAGGUUGGGGGAGGGAAACAGACAUAAUAAAAUUCAGUAUUUUGAAAAAAAAACUUAAGUUUGGAAUGGAAAUUAAAGAUUGAAGCGCAAGCAAAAAGAAGGAAGUGAAGAAAUGUGAUUAAUGGAAAUAUUAAGAAGUGGAACUUUUACUGUGCUUAGCAUAUGUGUACCCCAUGCAUUUUGCUUCUAUAUGUCGGGGACACAAAUGUCACCAAUUUGUUUAGAAAUCAUAAAAUUUCAAGGAAAAUGAUGGAAGGACAGGUUACUACAGAGCAAAUAUAAAUGCAAAAUGAAACACAUUGGAUAACAUAAAAAGCAGUUUUGAAGAAAUGGAGACAAAAGGCAUUGUCUUCAGAAACACUCAAAAAUUGUUAUCUACAAAAACAAAAAAAAAA
Rana temporaria (common frog) is the source of this 2503-nucleotide messenger RNA. RefSeq names its product glycine receptor alpha 1 (gene GLRA1). Gene Ontology annotation, cellular component: plasma membrane; neuron projection; synapse. The record is from RefSeq and is a predicted model, not a curated record. Gene Ontology annotation, biological process: chemical synaptic transmission; regulation of membrane potential; signal transduction. The transcript has 9 exons. The coding region runs from base 742 to 2100 and encodes 452 amino acids. Gene Ontology annotation, molecular function: transmembrane signaling receptor activity; glycine binding; extracellularly glycine-gated chloride channel activity. Lineage: Eukaryota; Metazoa; Chordata; Amphibia; Anura; Ranidae.